This is a messenger RNA of Eimeria maxima, 2493 nucleotides long. RefSeq lists its product as hypothetical. The coding region runs from base 1 to 2493 and encodes 830 amino acids. The record is from RefSeq and is a predicted model, not a curated record. The transcript is spliced from 3 exons. NCBI's taxonomy places the organism in Eukaryota, Apicomplexa, Conoidasida, Eucoccidiorida, Eimeriidae.
AUGGCCUUGUGUCUGCCUUGGGUGAGGCUCAAGCCUCAUAUAUUGUUGUUGCUGCUGCAGCAGCUGCUGCUGCAGCCGCUGCAGCUGCAGCUGCUGCUGCUGCAGGGAUCUGUUAAUAUAAGCAGCGCAGCAGCAAUUACUCCCCGCUGCAGCACCAAUGGUCUCCCUUGCUGCGGAUUUAUUUCCCCUAAGGCUGCCCUAUUGGGGUUAGUGGUGCCUUGUGCUCCAGAUCGUGCUGCAGCAGCAGGAGCAGCAGCACCAGCAGCAGCAGCACCAGCAGCAACAGUAGCAGCAGCAGCAACAACAGCAGCAGCAGCAGCAGCACCAGGGGAGAGCUUCGAAGGGGAGACUCUCCAAGGCCCCGAAGUGCAGCAGGAGGACUCAUCAUGGAGACAGCAGCGACAACUGCAGCAGCAGCAGCAGCAGCAGCAGCAGCAAGGGGGUUGGCAGGAUCCUGGCAGCAGCAACAGCUGGCGUCAGGCAUGGAGGCCAAGACGGCCUUGGGGUGUACGUACACCUUUUAGGCAGCGCUACCCUCAGCAGCAGCAGAUGCUGCAGCAGCAGCAGCAGCAGCAAUUUAGAGGUGCAGCACAAGACGUAGGAGGUUACUGGCGCGGCCCUCGCUGGCAGCGUCGUCGUCGUCCCCCAGCAGCAGCAGCAGCAGCAGCAGCAGCAGAUGGUUUCCCUCGCAUGCAGGGUAUACCACUGCAGCGUCAAUUCGGGCAGCAGCAGCAGCAGCAGCAGCAGCAUUGGUACGGAGGUGCUGCAGGUUCGCCUCUUCUUCCCCCACCAUCUCCUGCUGCUGCUGCUGCUGCUGCUGCAGCAACAGGAGGAGGAGGAGGAGGGUAUAAUAAUAUAAAUCGUGUAAUAGAUGUAGGUUUGCUGCUGCAGCACGACAGUCUGCUGCAGCAGCAAAUGGAGACAGUGCUGCCUCUCUCCUUCUCUGCGGAGACACUUGCUGAUUUAGUUGAGGGAUGCAGGAGACAGCAUUUGCUGCUGCUAAGGAGACACCAGGGUCCUCCUCCUCUUACUACAUCUAUUCCUGCUGCUGCUGCUGCUGCUGCAGCAGCUGCUGCUGCUGCUAAAGAGGAAGAGCACAAACAACAACAACAGCAACAGCAGCAGGACAUAGGUGAUGGUGCUGCUGAUGCAGCAGCAGCAGCAGCAGCAGCAGCAGCAGGACCUUUUGGUACUUGGUGGUUCCCUCUUAAUGCUUCUUAUGCAGCAGCAAAAGAGCGGCUACAAGCAGAGAUGCAGCAGCAGCAACAACAGCAGCAGCAGCAGCAACUGCAGCAGCAACUACAGCUGCAGCUGCUGCAGAAUAAUAUGCUGCUGCUGCAGCAAGAAGCAAAACAAAGAAAAAGAAGAAGAGAAAUUCUCUCCGAGGCACUCGCAAGGCAUGGACUAGAAAUACAUCCAUCGAGUUGGUUAUGCCGUGCAUUUGUAUACACACGAUGGGCAUCAAUAAGAUCUGUUGUUGCUGCUCUAUGGAGACACCGUGUCCUUGAUCAACUCUAUCAGCCUAUGCGCCAGCAGCCCCUGCAGCAGCAGCAGCAGCAGUUAGGGCAGCAGCAGCAGCAGCAGCAGCUAGGGCAGCAGCAGCAGCAGCAAGGAGGGGGUAUUGCUGCUCUUGAGGAUGACUGGAGGAAACAUAUCCUAUGGAAUACAGGGAUGGAUAUAGCAGCACAUCCGGAAUUGGAGAAGGCGCUGCUGCUGCAGAAGGAACAAUUUGUGCAGCGUCGCUACUUUGCUGUUGUAAGGAGACACCCCAAUUGGCAAUUUAGAUUUAUUCCUCCGGACAGCAGCAACAGCAGCAACAGCAGCAGCAGCAGCAGCAGCAGCAGCGGAGAGCUGUACCUGCCUACGAGGCGGCGGGGACAACAGCGGUAUCCAGGAAACCAGCUAGGAGAAGAGCAGCAGCAGCAGCAGCAGCAGCAGCAGUUGCUGCUACGUACAGAAGAAGCAGACGACACUUCUGCGGCUGUUGAAGAAACCGCAGCAGAAGCAGCAGCAGCAGCAGAAGAGGCAGCAGCAGCAGUAGCAGCACUUGAAGAAGGAGUAGAGGCAGCAGUACCAGCAGCAGAAGAGGAGGCAGCAGCAGCAGCAGCAGCAGAUGUCUCUGCGCCUGCAACAAAGAGCCGCCAGAGUCGUCGGGGAAGACGCAGCUUGCAGCAGGAGACAGCAGCAGCAGAAGAAGCAGCCGCAGCAGAAGCAGCAGCAGAAGCAGCAGCAACAGAAGCAGCAGCAGCGGCAGAAGUAGCAGCAGCAGAAGCAGCAGCAGCAGAAGCAGCAGCAGCAGAAGCAGCAGCAGCAGAAGCAGCAGCAGCAGAAGCAGCAGCAGCAAACGAAAUGUCCCCUGGGGAGGCCGCCUUUACUGAAGGCCUCUAUAGUAGUGACGACAGCAGCAGCAGCAGCAGCAGCAGCAGCAGCAGCAGCGAGGAAGGAGACACAUCAGGGGAAGGAUCUUUGUCUUCAUCUUUUGAGGAGCAGUAG